Carassius auratus (goldfish) is the source of this 866-nucleotide messenger RNA. It is a transcript of the gene ggctb, whose product is annotated as gamma-glutamylcyclotransferase b. The transcript has 5 exons. The record is from RefSeq and is a predicted model, not a curated record. NCBI's taxonomy places the organism in Eukaryota, Metazoa, Chordata, Actinopteri, Cypriniformes, Cyprinidae. The coding region runs from base 16 to 738 and encodes 240 amino acids. Gene Ontology annotation, molecular function: gamma-glutamylcyclotransferase activity.
CUCCCCCUGGUUCAAAUGUCCUGCUCCACAGUGUCUCUCUCCACACAGAGACAGAUGAACCCUGAAUCAAACAUGUUCUCCUGCCAGAGCUUCAUCAUCAGCAUCACGCUGCUCGCCGCUGGACUCAACCUCCUGAGCUUCGCAGUCCCUCUGCCCUCUGAAGACUCAGUGAUGGACAACAGCACCGACCGACUGAACGGAUCCACCUUCCUGUACUUCGCUUACGGCAGCAACCUCCUGAAGGAGCGACUGCAGCUGAAGAACCCAUCCGCCACCAUCCACUGCGUCGCCAAACUCAAGGAUUAUAAACUGGUGUUCGGGAAUCAUAAAGGACUGGCGAGUCAGCGCUGGCAGGGCGGCGUAGCGACCAUCGAACACAGCCCAGGGGACGAGGUUUGGGGCGUCGUGUGGAGGAUGAACAUGACGGACCUCGAGUCCCUCGACAGGCAGGAGAAUGUGAAGAUGGGCACCUACAGCCCAGUGGAGGUGAACGUCUCCUCCAUCAAAGACGACUUCAGCUGUCGGACAUACAUCAUGAACAGCUGUGUUUAUGCACCACCUUCACCGCAGUAUCUACAGGUUAUUAUGAUGGGUGCGAAGCAGAACGGGCUUCCAGAGGACUAUCAGGAGAAACUCAGGUCUAUCGAAACCAACAAAUACGAGGGACCUCUUCCUGUGAUGGAAGAACUGGGGGAAGCUUUGAAAAAAUCCAAAGAAAGGACAGAAGAGGAUGAUUAGCGUGAUGAAUGGUGUCGAUUACAGAAUGUACUCCACAUGGUUCUGUCGUUCACGCAGACGAGGGGAAGGAUGUGCAGCAUUUGUAAUAUAUGGCAGCAAAACAUAUGCAUAAAGUAUUUUAGCUGGCA